UGUGGCAGUGCUGCACAGGUAUUUUAAUCAGCAAGACACAUGGCCUGAUUUUCGACUGAGCAGGGAAUCCUUGGCGGUGCUAAUGAGCCUUCUCGAACAGGACGGACGACACAGAUGCGCUCCUGAGCUCGAGGUCCUGGUCUUCCUCUUCUGGCUAGCAAGUGGGACGUCAUACCGGAUCGUCUCCACUGUGUUUGGGAUACCCCGCUCCACUGUCCACCGCAUUGUCCACAGUGUCACUGAGGAGGUGGUGGCCCUGCGUCACAAAGUCAUCCACCUCCCUAACAGUGAUGAAGACGUUGAGGCAGUGACCCGUGGGUUUGCAGGGCUGGCGAGGCACAGAGCCUUUAGACGAGCAGCUGGGGCAAUAGAUGGCUGCCAUGUGAGAAUCAGGCCACCCAGCGACCCUGAUGGUCAUUGUUACAGAAACAGGAAACUGUUUCCUAGCAUCAUCCUACAGGCUGUCUGUGACCAUCAAGGUCACUUCAUAGACACCUACGUGGGGUGGCCUGGUUCUGUCCAUGAUGCAAGGGUCCUGCGAAACAGUCCUCUGUACCAGAGAGGACUGUAUCCUCCUCCAGGGCACUUCAUCCUCGCAGAUAGAGGCUACCCCUGUCUCCAACAUCCACUCCCCCUCAUCACUCCCUACAAGCGGCAAGUGCGAGGUGUAGGAGCCCAGCGCUUUAAUUACCAUCAUUCCAGAGCACGCUCGAUUAUUGAGCGUGCCUUUGGCAUGAUGAAAACGAGGUUCAGGGCCAUCUUUUUUCAUACGCUGGAGGUCCAACACACUUUUGCACCACAUGUCAUCACUGCCUGUGCCGUCCUCCACAACAUCUGUCUUGGGGCAGGAGACAUCGUGGCCCUGGAGGACGAGCCAGAGGAAAAUGUGGUGGAGGACGAGGGGGAGAAUGAGGUCGAGGCCAUCGCUGGAGCACAGUGGCGGGACCAGCUGUCUGCUGAGGUGUCUGCCCUGGAGGAGGUUCCCAUGGACCAUGAUUAUAUCUAGUGCCAGUCAUCUAUUGCCCCAGCCAGCCUUGCAAAUCCAACCCAUGAACGAUGCAGUGGACAGUGGAACAGCACCCGGUAUGAGAGCUCCUCUUAGCAGCCAGAAGAUGAAGACCUUGAUCUUAACACUGUGAAGUCGGUCCAGGCAGAGAAGGUUCUUUAGCAAUGCCAAGACCCCUGGAAGUGUUUCUUGAUGAUUAA
Messenger RNA from Periophthalmus magnuspinnatus, 1206 nucleotides. RefSeq names its product putative nuclease HARBI1. The transcript is spliced from 3 exons. The coding region runs from base 83 to 1006 and encodes 307 amino acids. NCBI's taxonomy places the organism in Eukaryota, Metazoa, Chordata, Actinopteri, Gobiiformes, Gobiidae. The record is from RefSeq and is a predicted model, not a curated record.